GUCCUCCAGAGUCCACAUGCUAAUUGCAUUUUUUACAGAAUCUACAUUUUGUUGUUGCUUUGCUACUACUUGCUUGAUUUAAUUAGAAUCAAGAUCAUUUAUCCAUGGUUGAGAUUUUAUUUCUUUCUUUAGGAGGUGUAGUUAAAAAAAUUUAACCUUUUUCCAAAUGUAGACAUAUCAUUGUUUUUCACUGAAAACAAAUUAAACAAGAGGCAGAUGAAAACGUUUUGAAUGUUUGCACUUCUCCUUUUUUUCUUUUCUUUCAUGUCGCUCAAACUUGUCCUUCUCUCUCUCUCCUAUUCUCUCACAAAACGAAAAAAAAAAAAAAAAACACCAAUGAAAAGAUUGACAACUCUGUCUCAUUGAAUGUGUGAAAUAAUUUCUUCUUCUUUUUUUUUUCUUUUUUUUUUUUUUUUUUACAUUCACUAUUCAUUGUAUUUUUCAGCCUGCGAAGAAAACCCAAUAUGCAAGCUAGUUUUUAGCCAUUAAUGCUCUCUUGCUUCUUCAACCUCUCUCUCUCUCUCCCCUACUCCCCCCCCCCCCAACAACAAAACCCAUCGUUUUAAAUACCCUUUUGGGGCCUUUUUUUCUCCGUUACAGCCAAUGAAUCAUUAAUCUUUUUUUAUCCAAAGAAAUGUCUAAGACUACUCCUCCAGAGGACUCAAGUGACAAGAUGACCCACUUGAUGUUCUUGAAGAAAUUCAAGCACUUGAACCCUCUUGAGCCUUCUUUGGGCACUCUUGGCUUCAUCUUGAUCAUUGUUCUCUUCGUUAGUUGCUUCUUUUACUUGGAUUCCCUCUCUGUUGCUCGUCGGAUUCGCUCUCAAGGGGUAGCUUGGCUGGGAGUACACGGUGCUUCAUCAAUGCCAUCAUCAUCAUCAUCUUCUUUGUCUUCACCUUGUGAGAAUGCACGGCCGCAAUUUCUUGAUGAAGGUGGAGAUGAGUGUGAUGUGUUUGAUGGGAAUUGGGUUUGGGACGAGACCUACCCUCUGUAUCAGUCUCAAAAUUGCUCUAUCAUGGACCAGGGUUUUAGAUGCUCUGAGAGUGGCAGACCUGAUGCUUUCUAUACCAAAUGGCGUUGGCAACCCAAAGCUUGUAACUUGCCCAGAUUUGAUGCAGGGAAGAUGCUGGAAAAGCUACGGAACAAGCGCCUUGUAUUUGUUGGUGACUCAAUUGGUAGGAACCAAUGGGAAUCCCUCCUCUGCAUGCUUUCCUCUGCUGUUCCUAACAAAACCUCAGUCUAUGAGGUGAAUGGGAAUCCAAUCUCAAAGCAUUCGGGUUUCUUGGUGUUCAAGUUUGCAGACUUCAACUGCAGAGUUGAAUACUACAGAUCGCCAUUUCUUGUUCCGCUGGGCCAUCCUCCAGCCAGGACCCCGGCAAAAGUGAAGUCGACUUUGAGAGUGGAUCAAAUGGACUGGAGUUCCAACAGCUGGAAAAAUGCAGAUGUGUUAAUUCUCAAUGCUGGCCAUUGGUGGAGUUACGAGAAGACCUUAAGACAGGGUUGUUACUUUCAAGAAGGGAAGGAAGUGAAGAUGAAUAUGAGUGUUGAAACUGCAUUUCGGAGAUCUAUUGAGACAGUGAUAAAUUUUAUUAGUACUCAAGUUGACACAAGCAAGACGCAUGUCUUCUUCCGAACCUUUUCUCCUCUCCAUUUCAGAGGUGGGGAUUGGAAUACUGGAGGUGGUUGUCACUUAGAAACGCUACCUGACUUGGGUGCACGUCCUGUUCGAUCCGAGAGACAUUUUAAUAUUGUCUAUGAAGUGUUAGCAGAACGUUCAGAUGAGUUCCAAACGAUGAAAUUAGAUAUGCUGAAUGUGACAAAUAUGUCUUGGGGGAGAAAAGAUGGCCAUUCGUCAGUUUACUAUCGAGGGCCUAAACAUGGGAAAGCCGCUCUAAACCAUCAAGACUGCAGCCACUGGUGCCUGCCUGGUGUGCCUGAUUCAUGGAAUGAGCUUCUUUAUGCUCUUUUCCUUAAGCGAGAAUUGAUCCGCACAAGAAAUUUAACAAAAUCAUACUAAGUUUUCAUUUUGAUUUGUAUAGAAGGCAUGCUUGCUGCAUAUAUCAACAUGAUAAACUCAUUUAAGGAAUUGAGUGUACAGAGAAAAGAAAAGGAACAUGACACUGCUUAUGUAAAUUUUAGCAAUAUUUGUUUAUGGAAAAAUGGAAAGCUGAGAGUCUGUUGCACACUUGCAAGAAAUAAAAUGGAAAUUUGCAGGUUCAGGAAAA
This is a messenger RNA of Ziziphus jujuba (common jujube), 2225 nucleotides long. Its product is annotated as protein trichome birefringence-like 10. Gene Ontology annotation, molecular function: O-acetyltransferase activity. Lineage: Eukaryota; Viridiplantae; Streptophyta; Magnoliopsida; Rosales; Rhamnaceae. Gene Ontology annotation, cellular component: Golgi apparatus. Bases 635 to 2017 code for a protein of 460 amino acids. The record is from RefSeq and is a predicted model, not a curated record. The transcript is spliced from 4 exons.